AUGCCUGAGCACUAUAGCUAUCAUCCAGUCAGCCCAGAUCCCGACAAUGUCCGGCCUCCUGAGACCCUUCCCCUCCGAGGAAUCACUCCAAAUAGUGCAGAAACCCUGAUUGGCCCCGAUUCGCAGUCAAACGUCAGGGAAAAUACACGAUGGCGGCGGACAACAACUACUACAACAAUAGCAAGAACGGACAUGAUAGAGAGCCAUGGAUCCUCACGAAGAUUGCGCACACAGAACCGGCGGUGGGUUGCGCAAUUCGUUUCAGUUGCAGCUGUCGCCCCGUUUCUUUUCCUUGCCGGAAUCGCGUUCUGGCUGAACAAUCGCGCAGUGGAGUAUGAGAGCUGGGACCGAAUGCAGCUGGCAAUGAAAGUGCUUGCUACAUUCUUCCCUAUAGUUUUUGCUGCCGUUGUAGGCCAGACAAUGCGACAGGCUGCGCGGUGGAAACUCGAACGCGGCAGUCUCCUGGGCUUGCUUGAGCAGCUGAUGGGAAGCAUGACGGUGUUGGGAGCGAUAUCUACACAGCUUGCGAUGCGAUCAUUCAAUAUCCUGGGACUUUGUCUUUUCCUCGUCUGGGCUCUCUCACCACUCGGUGCACAAUCUGUGCUACGCAUUAUGUCUGCUGAUUUGCGCAAAAAUGCCUCUCUCGUUGCCCUUGCACAUUUUGACACAAACAACGCCGGGGUUAUGUCGGCGAAUAUCUCAUACUGGCAAGCGAAAAGCCCUGCGCCUGAUAACCUCUAUUUCACAGCCCUCCUGACUGCCAGCACCACCAGAUCUUCUACCUCUGACUUCUGGGGAAAUGUCAAGCUACCGCUCAUAGGAGAGCUUGAUCAACAAGACUCGGCAGGCAACACUUCUGGAUGGCGGGAAAUUCAGAAUUAUACAUUAGUGAAAACAUAUCCAUCACUGCUAGGGAUUCCUGUCUCCGGCCUCUCACGAGUUGGGAAUACAACUUUCAACAUCAACAGCUCCUACUUUGAUGUCGACUGUCGCACGGUAGCUAAUGAUUCUGGCUCAGGAGUGUGGCCAUCGAGAGUCAACUACACCGCUUACAAAUUUUUCACGUAUCUUAACCCUUCGAAUAAUGGGACAGAGCUAAACAGCAACAGUAACAGCAUGGAGAAGUACUCUGCUCCCAUUAUCCGGUGGAUAUCUCCAAAUUACAGCCCAUCUAAUUACCGUGGGGUUACGUAUGCGGACUGCAUUGUCCACGAGCAGUUCGUCGAAGUUGCUGUAAACUGCGAAUGCCCUGAUAUAGGCGCUUCCAGUAGCAGAGGUGACUGCUUCGCAAGUGCUGUUCGACUCCAAAGACGUACAUCUCCUCGUUCGCAGUCAAUAUUCUCAAACAUCCAUCUGUUCGACCAGUUCGCCACCGCUCUUAAAUCUGCAACCCCGGUGACACAUCCGGGGACCCCCUCAUUCAUGGAGCAGUACAUGGCUAGUCCAAACGGAACAGUUGGAGAAGAGGUACCCGCAACAGACCUCUUCAGAUUAUCGAAGGAAGUAUUUUCGCAGCGCCUCAUGCACCUUAUCAAUACGUUCUAUAUAGCCAGGCUUGGUCCCAUAAUUAUGACAGGAGAUUUCCCGUGGACUAGCGAAAACGCCGCGUAUGGAUAUCUUAGUUCUGCUCCGAUCAAAAGUAUCUCUGGCGUCUUUACACAGCGUGAUACGAUUCCCACUUGCACCAUGAACUGGGGGUGGUGGAGUAUGUUCCUAUUCGCCUCCCUCUUCAUGGUUGGUGCCUCCGUUGUCUCGUUUACCUUGGCUUCACGGACGCUCAAUCCGGAUAUUCUUGGUUACAUAUCGACCUUCACACGAGACAACCCACAGCUCUAUCAUAUUGCUAGCGUAAGUAGCGCAGUAAGUGGCUUAGAGCGGGCCCGUGCGAUGGGGGAUGUGUCAAUCAGAUUCGGCGAUGUUCGAAGUGAUGACCCUACGAAGGGCGAAUUGGGAAUUGGGGAGACAAAGUGGACGAGUCGAUCAGAAUCUUCCCGAUAUUACCAAUAG
Aspergillus alliaceus is the source of this 2007-nucleotide messenger RNA. RefSeq lists its product as uncharacterized. The record is from RefSeq and is a predicted model, not a curated record. The coding region runs from base 1 to 2007 and encodes 668 amino acids. The transcript has 2 exons. NCBI's taxonomy places the organism in Eukaryota, Fungi, Ascomycota, Eurotiomycetes, Eurotiales, Aspergillaceae.